CUUAAGAGGAGGCGGCGCAGCUGCGCACGGAGCGCCGGGCGGCGUCUAGUUGCCGUAGCAACGAGCAGAGGCCGCCGGCGUGCACUUAUGUCGCUGCCGGAGCCCGUAAGGAGGGGGCUGGGCUCCUUCAGCCGGACCGUCUUCACGGACAACAACCGGACCGGACCCGGGAACAGCGCCGCCGAGAACGUUCCGGAUAAUGAAAUCGUCUCCAGUUUGCCCUUGCAGAUGUCCCUCUAUUUCAACCUCUGCUUUUUCCCAUUUUGGUGGGUCAGCAGUAUAGUGAUGCUGCAGCUGAAGUAUCCAGUCUUACCAGACUACUACAAGUUCAUCUUGGUGACAGUCAUAAUAUUAACCUCUCUGAUUGAAAUGAUCCGCUUGUACCUAGGAUACAUGGGGAAUUUGCAGGAGAAGGUUCCUGAACUAGCCGGCUUUUGGCUCCUGAGUCUCCUUUUACAACUGCCCUUAAUUCUCUUCCUGCUUUUAAAUGGAGGUCUGAAAAUCCAACCCUUGGAGCGAGCAGUGAAUAUCAUCUUUGUAGUCUUCCUUGUCUUCCAGGUUGUUAUUGCAUUCAUUGCCCUCAGAAGAAUGGUGAACCAACUGGCAACUCGCUUCCGUCUUCAUGAGUUUGACCAGCUAGAUAAUCAUUUCCGCUCUGAUAACCUAAGCUGGCAUAAAAUGAGAGUGGAUGCUCCAUGGGAUAUGAGGCCACGUGUGGAGGAAAUUCGCUCAACAAGUUCUAGUUGGACAUCUGCGGUGAGGUCUUGAUGCAGAACAGCCACCUGUCCAUCUUCCUUGGUUCCUGUUGCCUUAAUUAUUUGGGUUUCUGAGAAUCUGAACUUGUUCCAGAUAACAAAAAAGCUACUCUUCUACAAGAAACCUGUAAGAAAAGCAUUACCACCAGUGUCUUCACUGUGAGCCAAUUCUGUUGUGAUAAAAAAUACUAACACAUGAAAAAAUGUGACACUGGAAUGUAAAACCUGCAUGUAUUUUGCAGACAUGAUUCAUGAGCAGAAUCUCACAAUCUCGCCCAUGUUAUCUUGUGUAAUCCACAUGGAUGUUCCUUCCCCUGUAACACUUUAGCAUGCAUUCCUCUUUAGACAUUUUUCAGUGGAGGAAAAAUGUUACAUCAGCAGUAGCCCUCAGAUUCACAGUUCUUUUGGACCUCUGAAGGUCUUUGUGUUUUUAUACUUUGCUUAAUUUUUAAAUGUGAGUUCUUAAUAUUUCAAUAACAUAUUUCAAUAACUGUUGCAAAGGAAUAUUUUGUAAAAAUAAAUUGGUGUUAAUAUAUUCUAUUGAAAUAUUUUACUGCAAUUGGCUAUGGCAAGCUAGCAUUCCCCAUUGAAUGAUACUUUGCAAGUGAUAGCCACAGCUCUUCCAAUGUGUAUUGCUUCUCUGUGACCUUCUUUCUAUAACCCAAAACAGAAUUGCCUGAUGGACUUAUCUGAAGGAGAGUUUCAUUUUGAGAUAGUUCCAUGAUUACAUAGGAAGAUAGAGCUAUGAAAGUGUGCAAGAUCCACAGAUACUACCUUACAAUCUACAACAGUAGUGGCCAAGCCCUUGAAACUGCAGAAGGAAGACUGAAGCUGUUCCCCACUUCCGCUCUCAACUUUAUUUGAAUUUUAAGGCUUGCAUCAAUUCUACUGGAUCCAGCUUCUGUUCAGAAUUUACCCAUAAAUAUAUUAGUGGGGUAGGAGAGCUGAAAAUAAUGCCAAUAUAUUUCACGCCUGGCAACCAAUGUGCCCCUUUGGUUUCAGAUAGUAUAUGGGUAAACCGUAAAGGUAAAGGACCCUUAACAGUUAAGUCCAGUCGCGAACGACU
Messenger RNA from Zootoca vivipara (common lizard), 1821 nucleotides. RefSeq names its product transmembrane protein 17 (gene TMEM17). The record is from RefSeq and is a predicted model, not a curated record. Gene Ontology annotation, biological process: non-motile cilium assembly. Lineage: Eukaryota; Metazoa; Chordata; Lepidosauria; Squamata; Lacertidae. Gene Ontology annotation, cellular component: ciliary transition zone.